Messenger RNA from Castor canadensis (American beaver), 3117 nucleotides. NCBI's taxonomy places the organism in Eukaryota, Metazoa, Chordata, Mammalia, Rodentia, Castoridae. The record is from RefSeq and is a predicted model, not a curated record.
GCUGGAAUGAUAAAAAGUGAUAAUGAAGAGUAUUUCAUUGAACCCUUGGAAAGAGGUAAGCAGAUGGAGGAAGAAAAAGGAAGGAUUCAUGUCGUCUACAAGAGAUCAUCAGCAGAGCGGGAUCCUAUAGACAUGUCCAAAGAUUUCUAUCCCAGAGAGUCGGCUCUGGAAGGUCUUGAUGAUCUAGGUACAAUUUACAGCAACGUUGACCAGCAGCUGAAUGAAACGAUAAGGCGCCGCAGACAUACAGGAGAAAACGGUUACAACAUCGAGGUGCUGCUGGGAGUGGAUGACUCCGUGGUCCGUUUCCAUGGCAAGGAGCAUGUUCAAAACUACCUCCUCACCCUGAUGAACAUUGUGAAUGAAAUUUACCAUGAGGAGUCCCUGGGAGUGCAUAUAAAUGUGGUCCUGGUCCGCAUGAUAAUGCUGGGUUACGCAAAGUCCAUCAGUCUCAUAGAAAGGGGAAAUCCAUCCAGGAGCUUGGAGAAUGUGUGUCGCUGGGCUUGCCAGCAACAAAAACCUGAUCCCAACCACUCUGAACACCAUGAUCAUGCAAUUUUCUUAACCAGGCAAGACUUUGGACCUGCAGGAAUGCAAGGAUAUGCUCCAGUCACAGGCAUGUGUCAUCCAGUGAGAAGUUGUACCCUGAAUCAUGAGGAUGGCUUUUCAUCAGCUUUUGUAGUAGCCCAUGAAACUGGCCAUGUGUUGGGAAUGGAGCAUGAUGGACAAGGCAACAGGUGUGGUGAUGAGACUGCUAUGGGCAGUGUCAUGGCUCCCUUGGUACAAGCAGCCUUUCAUCGCUACCACUGGUCUCGAUGCAGUGGUCAGGAACUGAAAAGAUAUAUCCAUUCCUAUGAUUGUCUCCUUGAUGACCCUUUUGAACAUGAUUGGCCCAAACUCCCAGAACUUCCCGGAAUAAAUUAUUCUAUGGAUGAUCAAUGUCGUUUUGAUUUUGGUGUUGGUUACAAAAUGUGCACUGCGUUCCGGACCUUUGACCCAUGUAAACAGUUGUGGUGCAGCCAUCCUGAUAAUCCCUACUUUUGUAAGACUAAAAAGGGACCCCCACUUGAUGGGACUGAAUGUGCUGCUGGAAAAUGGUGCUAUAAGGGUCAUUGCAUGUGGAAGAAUGCUAAUCAACAAAAACAAGAUGGCAAUUGGGGGUCUUGGACCAAAUUUGGCUCCUGUUCCAGGACGUGUGGAACUGGUGUUCGUUUCAGAACACGCCAAUGCAAUAACCCCACGCCCAUCAAUGGUGGUCAGGAUUGUCCUGGUGUUAAUUUCGAGUACCAGCUUUGUAAUACAGAAGAAUGCCAAAAGCACUUUGAGGACUUCAGAGCACAGCAGUGCCAGCAGCGUAACUCCCACUUUGAAUACCAGAAUACCAAACACCACUGGUUGCCAUAUGAACACCCUGACUCCAAGAAAAGAUGCCACCUUUACUGUCAAUCCAAAGAGACUGGAGAUGUUGCUUAUAUGAAACAACUAGUACACGAUGGAACACGCUGUUCUUACAAAGACCCGUAUAGCAUAUGUGUGCGAGGAGAGUGUGUAAAAGUGGGCUGUGAUAAAGAAAUCGGUUCCAACAAGGUUGAGGAUAAAUGUGGUGUCUGUGGAGGAGAUAAUUCCCACUGUCGAACUGUGAAGGGGACAUUUACCAGAACGCCCAGGAAGCUUGGGAAGACAAGAGGCGCUUUCACUUUACCCAAAGGAGCCCGUAAUAUUUCUCUUGCUGAAACAAGAGAAGCUAAAAAUGUACUGGCUAUUAAGAACCAAGCUACAGGUCACUACAUUUUAAAUGGCAAAGGGGAAGAAACCAAGUCACGGACCUUCAUUGACCUUGGUGUGGAGUGGGAUUAUAACAUUGAAGAUGACAUUGAAACUCUUCACACUGAUGGACCUUUACAUAAUCCUGUUAUUGUUCUGAUUAUACCUCAGGAGAAUGAUACCCGCUCUAGCCUGACAUAUAAAUACGUCAUCCAUGAAGACUCGGUGCCUACAAUCAACAGCAACAAUGUUAUCCAGGAAGAAUUAGAUACUUUUGAGUGGGCUUUGAAGAGCUGGUCUCAGUGUUCCAAACCCUGUGGUGGAGGUUUCCAGUACACUAAAUACGGAUGCCGUAGGAAAAGUGAUAAUAAAAUGGUUCAUCGUAGCUUCUGUGAGGCCAAUAAAAAGCCAAAACCUAUUAGACGAAUGUGCAAUAUUCAAGAAUGUACACAUCCACUCUGGGUAGCAGAAGAGUGGGAACACUGCACCAAAACCUGUGGCAAUUCUGGCUACCAGCUUCGCACUGUCCGUUGUCUUCAGCCACAACAUGAUGGCACCAACCGCUCUGUGCACAGCAAGUACUGUGUGGGUGACCGUCCUGAAAGCCGUCGGCCCUGUAACAGAGUGCCCUGCCCAGCCCAGUGGAAAACAGGGCCCUGGAAUGAGUGUUCAGUGACCUGUGGUGAAGGAACAGAGGUGAGGCAGGUGCUCUGCAGGGCUGGAGACCACUGCGAUGGGGAGAAGCCUGAGUCUGUCAGAGUCUGCAAGCUGCCUCCCUGUAAUGAUGAGCCAUGUUUAGGAGACAAGUCCAUAUUUUGUCAAAUGGAAGUGCUGGCACGGUACUGCUCCAUACCAGGUUAUAACAAGCUGUGUUGUGAGUCAUGUGGCAAGCGUAAUAGCACCCUGCCACCACCAUACCAGCUGGAAGCUGCUGACACGCAUGAUGAUGCUGUGUUUAGCCCUGGUGACCUCCCUGGUCCUACAAUGAGGCCUACACCUUCAGUCCCUUCCUAUUCAGACACCCCUGCCGGGAAAAAAUCUUUGAGUAGCAUUUCUUCAGUGGGAAGUCCAAACGCAUAUGCUGCUUUCAUUCCAAACAUUAGACCUGAUGGUGCUACCUCACCCCAGAGGAGAGCACAGCAGGCUGGAAGUAAGACACCAAGACUGGCCUCAGUACCAUCCUCUUCACCCACCAAGAGGGGCCACUUCCAAGCUACUUCACAGGUGGCUGCUGCUCCCUUCCUUGAAGUCAGUGAUUCAUCAGGUGCUUCUUCUCAGGCAAGAACCUCAACGAAAGAUGAAAAGAUUAUUAACAAGAGACAUCCGAUAAGUUCAUCCACCUUAGAAAGAUGA